AGGUUGAAACGUUGUUGUGUCAUCUCAGGGAUGCAGUAGCCUAUCGUGGGUUUCUUGGAGCAGCAACUCAAACCAAUAAUAAGCAGAUGAUACCAGUUAAACAGUGUCUGGCAGACUACGUCAGCACAGUGGCAACACCGCACAAGCAACAUCAAAGAGUGGGGGACUUUUGUGUUCCCGAGUCAGCGGGAAACAUGCCCAGUAUCUCAGCUGCCAAAGCGGCUGCAGUUUCUACAUAAGAUCUCUAUAGAUCUUGUAACCAUGUCUGUUAGCGCAACAGAGAGUGAUCCUCCUAGAUUCUUCGUGGGUGGAGAAGAUGGAGAAGAAUUACUGGAUUCAACCCGAUCUACAGAUUAUGAACACUUCUAUGACCAUGGGGAAGAAGAGGAGGAAGAGUAUGACUCUCCACCAGAAAGACAAAUUGCAGUUGGGAUUUGUUCAAUGGCUAAGAAAUCCAAGUCUAAACCAAUGAAAGAAAUUCUUGAACGCCUCUCCAUGUUUAAGUACAUAACUGUGGUAAUAUUUGAAGAAGAUGUUAUUUUGAAUGAGCCAGUAGAAAACUGGCCUUUAUGUGACUGUCUCAUUUCUUUUCAUUCUAAAGGAUUUCCACUGGACAAAGCAGUUGCCUAUGCAAAACUCAGGAAUCCAUUCAUAAUCAAUGACUUGAAUAUGCAGUAUCACAUACAAGACAGGAGAGAAGUAUAUGGUAUUCUUAAAGCUGAAGGCAUUUUACUUCCUCGCUAUGCAGUUCUGAACCGUGAUCCAAACAAUCCCCAAGAAUGCAACUUGAUUGAAGGAGAAGAUCACGUGGAAGUGAAUGGAGAAAUUUUCCAAAAGCCUUUUGUAGAAAAGCCAGUUAGUGCUGAGGACCACAAUGUUUACAUUUAUUAUCCAACAUCUGCUGGGGGUGGAAGGCAGAGGCUCUUCCGAAAGAUUGGCAGCAGAAGCAGUGUUUAUUCGCCUGAAAGCAGUGUGAGAAAAACAGGCUCCUAUAUUUAUGAGGAAUUCAUGCCUACAGAUGGCACUGAUGUGAAGGUGUACACAGUGGGUCCAGACUAUGCUCAUGCUGAAGCGCGGAAGUCUCCAGCUCUGGAUGGCAAGGUAGAAAGAGAUAGUGAAGGAAAGGAAGUGAGGUAUCCAGUCAUCCUGAAUGCAAGAGAGAAGUUAAUUGCUUGGAAAGUAUGCCUUGCCUUUAAACAAACAGUUUGUGGCUUUGAUUUGCUUCGUGCUAAUGGACAGUCCUAUGUCUGUGAUGUGAAUGGCUUCAGUUUUGUGAAAAACUCCAUGAAAUACUAUGAUGAUUGUGCUAAGAUACUGGGAAAUAUCAUAAUGAGAGAACUUGCUCCCCAGUUUCAGAUACCAUGGUCAAUUCCUUUGGAAGCUGAAGACAUCCCUAUUGUGCCAACCACCUCUGGAACAAUGAUGGAGCUUAGAUGUGUUAUAGCUGUAAUACGCCAUGGGGACCGAACACCAAAACAAAAAAUGAAAAUGGAAGUAAAACACCAGAAGUUUUUUGAUCUCUUUGAAAAAUGUGAUGGUUAUAAAUCUGGAAAACUAAAACUGAAAAAACCAAAGCAGUUGCAGGAAGUGCUUGAUAUAGCAAGGCAACUCCUUGUAGAACUUGGGCAAAACAAUGAUUCUGAAAUUGAAGAAAGUAAAGCAAAACUUGAGCAGCUAAAGACCGUGUUAGAAAUGUAUGGGCAUUUUUCAGGCAUAAAUCGCAAAGUUCAGUUAACAUAUCUUCCUCAUGGUUGCCCAAAGACUUCCAGUGAAGAGGAAGAUAAUAGAAGAAAUGAGCCAUCCCUGCUUCUGGUUCUAAAAUGGGGAGGAGAAUUGACCCCUGCAGGCAGGGUUCAAGCAGAGGAGCUUGGAAGGGCUUUCAGGUGUAUGUAUCCAGGUGGACAAGGAGAUUAUGCUGGAUUUCCUGGAUGUGGUUUACUUAGAUUGCAUAGCACUUACCGACAUGAUCUCAAAAUCUACGCUUCUGAUGAGGGACGAGUUCAGAUGACUGCAGCAGCUUUUGCAAAGGGACUUCUGGCCUUAGAGGGAGAGCUGACUCCUAUUCUUGUCCAGAUGGUAAAAAGUGCUAAUAUGAAUGGUCUGUUGGAUAGCGACAGUGAUUCUUUAAGCAGCUGUCAGCAUCGUGUUAAAGCAAGACUCCAUGAAAUUCUCCAGAGAGACAGAGAAUUCACUGCUGAUGACUAUGAUAAGCUUACUCCAUCUGGAAGCAUCUCAUUGAUAAAAUCAAUGCAGGUUAUUAAAAAUCCUGUAAAGACGUGUGACAAAGUCUAUUCCUUGAUCCAGAGCUUGACUUCUCAGAUCAGGCAAAGAAUGGAAGAUCCAAAGUCUGCAGAUAUUCAGCUGUACCACAGUGAAACACUAGAACUGAUGCUGCGCAGGUGGGCCAAGCUGGAAAAAGACUUUAAAACAAAAAAUGGAAGAUAUGAUAUUAGCAAAAUUCCUGAUAUCUACGACUGUAUAAAAUAUGAUGUGCAGCACAAUGGCUCCUUAAAAUUAGAAAACACAAUGGAAUUAUACAGGCUUUCAAAGGCUUUAGCUGACAUUGUGAUCCCUCAGGAAUAUGGUAUUUCUAAGGCUGAGAAACUAGAGAUUGCCAAAGGUUACUGCACUCCUCUAGUUAGAAAAAUCCGUUCUGACCUUCAGAGAACUCAAGAUGAUGAUACUGUAAAUAAGCUUCACCCUCUUUACUCCAGGGGUGUUAUGUCCCCUGAACGCCAUGUUCGUACGCGGCUCUAUUUCACCAGCGAGAGUCAUGUCCACUCCCUGUUAUCUACCCUUCGUUAUGGUGCCUUAUGUGAUGAAUCAAAAGAUGAACAAUGGAAACGAGCUAUGGAUUAUUUAAAUGUUGUCAAUGAACUCAAUUACAUGACACAGAUUGUUAUCAUGCUUUAUGAGGAUCCAAACAAGGAACUUUCUUCGGAAGAACGUUUUCAUGUAGAGCUGCACUUUAGUCCAGGAGCCAAAGGCUGUGAGGAAGAUAAAAAUUUACCAGCUGGAUAUGGAUACAGACCUGCCUCCAGAGAGAAUGAAGGCUCGAAGAAAACCUCUCAUAGAAAUGACAGUGAUGAGGAGGCACAUGCUCCUAAAAGAGACGAAGCAGAUCGGUCAGUAGUGAUGUUCAAGCCAAUGGUAUCAGACCCAAUUCACAUACACAGAAAGUCACCCCUUCCAAGAUCCAGGAAGAUUGGUUCUGUUGAAGAAGAGAGCCCCCUGAGUGUGUCUAGCCCAGAGUGUAUUGGUACCUGGCUGCAUUACACCAGUGGUGUGGGUACUGGGCGUCGAAGACGCAGAUCAGGGGAACAAAUCACUUCUUCCCCUGUCUCCCCUAAAUCAUUGGCUUUCACAUCCAGUAUUUUUGGCUCAUGGCAACAGGUCCUCUCAGAAAGCAAUAGUAACUUACGAACACCGAGAACUAUUCUGGAACAAAAGCAGAGUGGUUUAGGGUCUCACUGUGCGGGCCUGUUUAGCACCUCAGUGCUCGGGGGUUCUUCAAGUGCACCUAACCUACAGGAUUAUGCUCGUACUCAUCGUAAAAAGCUGACUUCUUCUGGCUUCAUAGAUGGUUUUGAACUGUAUUCCAUGGUGCCUUCUAUUUGCCCUUUGGAAACGCUACACAACUCUUUGUCUCUGAAGCAGGUGGAUGAAUUUCUUGCCUCUGUUGCUGCUCCAUCAAGGGAAAAUCUACAGGAGACAUCUUCUCCAACUUAUAUGACUCCAUUGUCAGGAAGAAAGAUUUCUUUAAAUACAUAUACCCCUGCAAAAAUUCAGCCAACACCACUUGAAACUUUGCCUGAAAGGCUAGCGAUAGAGAAGCCAACCUUAUCUACCCCUGGAUCUUCUGUUUGUGAAUCUGAUGUUAAGCUAUCUCUGGAAGAGGCCUCACUAGAUGUAGAACUUAGUGGUGAAACUCUUUCUGAGAAGAAGUGA
This is a messenger RNA of Charadrius vociferus (killdeer), 3948 nucleotides long. RefSeq names its product diphosphoinositol pentakisphosphate kinase 2 (gene PPIP5K2). Gene Ontology annotation, biological process: inositol phosphate biosynthetic process; inositol metabolic process. Gene Ontology annotation, cellular component: cytosol. The record is from RefSeq and is a predicted model, not a curated record. The transcript has 29 exons. Gene Ontology annotation, molecular function: diphosphoinositol pentakisphosphate kinase activity; 5-diphosphoinositol pentakisphosphate 1-kinase activity; inositol hexakisphosphate kinase activity. Bases 262 to 3948 code for a protein of 1228 amino acids. Lineage: Eukaryota; Metazoa; Chordata; Aves; Charadriiformes; Charadriidae.